Molecule: messenger RNA, 357 nt
Organism: Dendrobium catenatum
Lineage: Eukaryota; Viridiplantae; Streptophyta; Magnoliopsida; Asparagales; Orchidaceae
Product: DNA-directed RNA polymerases II, IV and V subunit 9A-like
Exons: 4
Coding region: 1-357 (118 amino acids)
Biological process (GO): maintenance of transcriptional fidelity during transcription elongation by RNA polymerase II; DNA-templated transcription; transcription-coupled nucleotide-excision repair
Cellular component (GO): RNA polymerase II, core complex
Molecular function (GO): DNA-directed RNA polymerase activity
Source: RefSeq, a predicted model, not a curated record
AUGGGAAGGUCGCGAAUAUUUGGAAGCGUGGAUUUAUAUCAUUUUUUCGCAGAAAGCAGCGGCCCGCGGGACAUAAGGAAAGUUCGCGGGAAGCAGCUACAUGCCGCGAAGUUUUUCUACCCAACAUUACUCUACCCAAAAGAAGAUAAGAAGCGUAAGAUCCUACUCAGUGCCUGCCGCACCUGUAGUUACACGGAGGUGGCGGAGAGUAACCGCGUGUACAGAAAUGAGAUAACACAGACCACCGAGCGACCUCAGAGCUUUCGAGCUGCUUACGCGGAUCCCACAGUUCCUCGUGAAAAGGAACUCAAAUGCCCUGUCUGCAACCAUCCACAUGUUGCAUUCUUCUUGCAUUGA